This is a messenger RNA of Sporisorium graminicola, 1965 nucleotides long. RefSeq lists its product as uncharacterized. The coding region runs from base 1 to 1965 and encodes 654 amino acids. The record is from RefSeq and is a predicted model, not a curated record. Gene Ontology annotation, molecular function: protein binding. NCBI's taxonomy places the organism in Eukaryota, Fungi, Basidiomycota, Ustilaginomycetes, Ustilaginales, Ustilaginaceae. The transcript has a single exon.
AUGGACCGAGCUGCCAACGGGGCCACAACCUCCAAGCACGACCAGCAGCCGCUUUCUAGAACUCACACCAACACCAACACCAACACAAACACUCCGCACGCACAAGCACCCCUUCUGCGCCUGCCCACCGAUGUCUGGCUGCACAUCUUUGCUCAUCUCCUCCCACGGCCCGCAUCCACGCUAACAGCGCUCAGUACAGCAUGUAAGCACACCCACCAGCUGGUUGAUGAUUACGGAUGGAAAGGCCUGCUCGGCCACGAAUACGCCAGAGUACAGCUGGGCCGGCUCGAUGCGUCGUAUAAAUCCUACGUCCGUGCUACCCGCAAGCGCAGGGCGAUCGUCAGGUCCAAGUGGUGGUUCGCAUGCCGAUAUGCCUCCUUGCUCAAUCGGUGCUGGUCAGAAGUGACGCUGCGAACAGGCGCUGUGGAGAUCCCCGUUGGAGAGCGCAAAAAGCAGCACGCACAAGGGAGGGCCAGACGCUUUGGCGGCGAUUUUGCGAUUCCCGCCCUGACAGUGGGGUCGAGGUGGCUCAUAGUCGGUGCACGGUCUGAGCUGUUCGUGUAUCAAGCUGCAGCAGCGGCGCAACAACUGGUAUCGAGAAUCAGGCUCGACAGUCGAUCAGGCGGCACCACAGCAGCGACAGCAGGUCUACAGGACGAUCCCUGGCAGGACGUUACCGCCUUGGAAGCUGUGGAUACUGAAGCAAGCGUGGUGGUCGUAGGGUAUGCAGAUGGUUGUGUGCAGCUGAUCACCCUGCAAUCAAAAAGCGAGGGAGUUGCGGCCGAAGUGGUGCGCCAUUUCCCCGCGUCAAGGCGGCAAGAGGUGGCGGGUAUCUCAAUACAGAGCUGCAACGCUUCGAGUUCAAACCAAGUGGCGAAUGAAGAUCUGUUGGUAGCGUCGCUGUCCAAACGUGGAUGUUUGCGGAUACAUCGUGUCACACCACCGCGUGACUCCGACUCGGAAGGGCGUGGAGAGGAGUGGAGCUGGCAGAUCGACUCGGAAGGUACCGCCGUUGUAGCGGACCAGUACCAUAUCGCUGACGAAGACUCGGGCGCAAGCACACCACGAACAUUCCGCAGCGCCGCGUUCAACAAUGCGCCCGUAGUAGCGCUUGACGCUGUGUCGUCAAUGUCUGCCACGCGGGCGUGGUCUGUCCUUCUCGGAAGCUGUGCCGAUGUUCGCAAGCCGUCGAGGAAAGAGAAUCGGUGGGUAGCGGUAGGUAUCACGGCCGAACACGCUGUGUACAUAUAUCCAGUCGCACGGCAGGAUGGCGCAUUGCGGUUGAAAGAACCAUUUUUCGUGGCGUCGAAGGGUCAGAGGACGUCGGUGUACGCUAUGGCUACUCCACCGGCGGCGUCUAGCUUGCCAUCGUUCCUGCUCUUCGUCGGGUUUUAUGACGGAGUGGUGCGGGUGUACGACACGCGGCAAUUGCAGAGCGCGUCCCCCCGCGACGACGACGACGACGACGACGACGACGAUGACGACACUCAUGACCAGCAACAUAGUACCAACGGCAGACAUCGACGUCAGCGCGUCAGGAGGGAGCUCGACCCGAUUGCCAUUUUCAGAGAGGACUACGACACGGACGCAGUGUACAGCAUAUCUUUCGGCGGUCCUCGCGCCGACUUCCUGGUCAUAGGCGGCUCGAGACAUGCCAAGGUUCGCAUCUUUGAUGUAUCCAGCUUGGCGGGCUACGAUGUGCCGCUGUUGUCUGCGCCCGCUGCAGAAGGGGCGCAGAAAAAGGCGCGCGAUUGGACCGCUUUCGCCCUGCCGCGCACAGACAGCCCGCUCUACGGCGUCGUGGGCGAAGCGGAUCGCAUUGUCGGUGUCACAGACCGCAGACUGUGGUGGUUCGACUUUGGUGCGGCUAUCCUUGACGGCGCACAGCUUGGCGAUGCAAAGGUGGCCUACUUCAGACACACCGAUGGCGAGCUGUGCUACUCGACCCCUCUUCACUCGCCAUAA